Molecule: messenger RNA, 1880 nt
Organism: Danaus plexippus (monarch butterfly)
Lineage: Eukaryota; Metazoa; Arthropoda; Insecta; Lepidoptera; Nymphalidae
Product: androgen-dependent TFPI-regulating protein-like
Exons: 5
Coding region: 507-1229 (240 amino acids)
Cellular component (GO): endomembrane system; membrane
Source: RefSeq, a predicted model, not a curated record
UUCGUUAUGGCUAUUUGAGGAUCACUUCCGGUCAAAAGUAUUAUUAUAGUGAUUUUUUCAUCAGACUUCGUUAAUUAUCUAAUUAUUUUUGCUGGAUUCCACUUCCUCCAUUACUUCAUAGUUUAUACAAAUGGAAAUUUUCUUUAGUAUAAUAGACCAGGUGCCAUCAUCGGUAAAAUAACACUUAGCACGAUACGCUAGCUACCACAUAUGGUAUCUGACUAGUGCGUCACUUUUAUAAUAUUACGUAAUUAAUACUAAAACAGCCAUUUAUUAUAUACUUGCAUUUAUGAUCACUAUUUGUACACAAUAUGCUGCUGUCAAAGUGGAAUUAUAUGGUCUCUGUAGAACAUAUUAAUUAACUGCAUACGUAUACCUAAACUUAACUACUAUACAUUCAUAUUUAUACCUAAAGGUUGAGUGAUAUUGAACAGACGUAGUCCCAUGACAACUCACACAGGUAAAGACUGAAGCUGCAAAUCUUCAGAGUAAUAAUUCAGGUCAAGAUGUCGUCGAAGCUGCCGUUCGUCAGGAUGUCUGUCUACGUGUUCACUAUAACGAUGCACCUCUCGAACAUAUGGUACAUGGCCGUAUCGUUGGAGAAGGACUUUAAAAUGGUCCCUGAACUGAAGGCUUUCAGUAAGCUGCAGCCGCGGUACUUCACAUGCUGGACCUUUUUUCUUCAAAUAGUCCACGCAUUUGCCGGUAUCCUGUGUGAUGUCCUGGUCGUUGUGAAUUCUAAAAACAAGACCUACAGACUUCCUAGACUUCUAAAAGGGUUCAAGAAUACUUUAUUCUCCGCUGUACUAUGGCCUUCUACACUUGUGGUGGUGACGUUUUUCUGGAGCCUAUACUUCUACGACAGGAGUCUGAUCUAUCCAAGCUUCGUGGACCAGGUCCUCACUAGCCUCUCCAACCACGUGAUGCACACCGCCAUCUUGCCUAUCGUUAUCCUGGAAGUCGCCUGCCGACCAAGAGCUGUGCCGAGAUCUCAUAGAAAGAAUAUCAUACACUUGGCCUUCCACUUCAUACUCUACCUUCUCGUGUUAGCGUACACUUACGUCGAGAAGGGUAUUUGGAUCUACCCUAUUUUCUCCUUGUUCUAUGGGACUGUAUACUUUCCCUUAAUACUUGUGUCGAUAGCUCUCCUGGCGUUGACCUCCUACCACAUACAAUGGCCGCUGACGAGAUACUUCCACGGAGAGAUAGGGAAAGUUAAAAACACAUGAUCCAUACUAAUACUCUGAUUGAACUUGCUGUUGACAAGAUUUAGAGUAAUAGAUUAACAUCUGGCAGUACUUAACGUUACUCACAGGAUGAGUAACUUACAUCAGGUCCUACUACAAGAUUUAUUUGUCAAAUUAAAUGAACAGGGAGAAGUGAUAGAUUUAAUUCAUGUGGGAAUAUUUAUAAGUGAAAAACUGCUAACUGUCCGUAUGUAGUGUUCGUAGGAACUCGCACCUUCACAUGGAUAAUUUGUGAUUUUUUAUUAUUCUAAUUGCACAACUUUUCUUGUGCUCUCGUUGUGGUACUCAGCACUGACCGUCGUCUUCAUAGUUAAGGCCAUGGCAUUUCUGUUUUAAAUAUGAGUACUUCUACUUACUCUGUAUACUUACCACAAAUUUGCUUCAUGAAAACAUACAAAGCGUUUAUUUCACAUUGAAUAACCUAUGCAAUAUACGUGCGAUUUAUAAAACUACAAACGCUCCGUAUGUAGUGUGUACUACAAACGCGUAGUUAGCAUACAGAUUUAUUUCUAUGUACAUCCUAAAGUGUUUUGUUUGUCUGGUGAGAUAUUAAAUAUGUUAAUGUAAUUGUUUAUAAUGUGCAAUAUAUGAAUUGUUUUUUACUAUUGGGAAAUAAAUUUUACAAUUGUUAAA